This is a messenger RNA of Erigeron canadensis, 3362 nucleotides long. RefSeq names its product villin-3. NCBI's taxonomy places the organism in Eukaryota, Viridiplantae, Streptophyta, Magnoliopsida, Asterales, Asteraceae. Bases 192 to 3041 code for a protein of 949 amino acids. The transcript has 23 exons. Gene Ontology annotation, molecular function: actin filament binding. Gene Ontology annotation, biological process: actin filament severing; cytoskeleton organization. The record is from RefSeq and is a predicted model, not a curated record.
CUUUCUUUCUAAAGCACAUAAUAAUAAACCCCUUCUCAAACUUCAUCAUCAUAUCAUAACUUAAUAUAUAUACUUUUUAGAGUUCAUAAGCAAUCAAGAUCUGUAUUCAGCUUUUCAGUGACGUUCAAUAAAGAUUGCAUCUCGAGACUCUCUCCUUAUUUAAAGAAGAUACAGUUUUGAUACUUUGCACCAUGUCUGGCUCUGCAAAAGCUCUGGAACCAGCAUUCCAAGGAGUCGGUCAGAGAGUAGGAACUGAAAUAUGGAGAAUUGAAAACUUUCAGCCAGUUCCUUUGCCUAAAUCGAAUUAUGGUAAAUUUUACUCUGGUGACUCAUACAUCGUAUUGCAGACUACCUCUGGUAAGGGAGGUGCAUAUUUCUACGACAUACAUUUUUGGUUGGGAAAAGAUACUAGCCAGGAUGAAGCUGGUACAGCAGCAAUAAAAACAGUUGAGCUUGAUGCAAUUCUUGGUGGGCGUGCAGUCCAGUAUAGGGAACCUCAGGGUCAUGAAUCUGAUAAAUUUUUGUCAUACUUUAAACCAUGUAUUAUACCACUUGAAGGAGGUGUUGCAUCUGGAUUUAAGGAAACUGAAGAAGAGGAGUUUCAAAUACGGCUUUAUUCAUGCAAGGGAAAACGAGUUGUCAGAUUAAAGCAGGUCCCAUUUUCUCGAUCCACAUUGAAUCAUGAUGAUGUAUUUAUCUUGGACACUAAAGAUAAGAUCUUUCAAUUCAACGGGGCAAACUCGAACAUUCAAGAAAGGGCUAAAGCAUUAGAAGUUAUUCAGUUUUUAAAGGAAAAAUACCAUGACGGGACGUGUGAUGUUGCAAUUGUUGAUGAUGGGAAACUACAAGCAGAAGGUGACUCUGGUGAAUUCUGGGUCAUAUUUGGUGGUUUUGCUCCCAUUGGCAAAAAGGUGGCCAGUGAAGAUGAUAUAAUUGUAGAAAAGACUCCUCCAAAACUCUAUUGCAUUGCUGAAGGCCAGGUGAAGGAUGUAGACGGUGAACUUUCAAAAUCCUUACUGGAAAAUAACAAAUGCUAUCUAUUGGACUGUGGUGCAGAGGUGUUUGUUUGGGUUGGACGAGUAACACAAGUGGAGGAACGAAAAGCUGCAAUGCAAGCUGCUGAUGAAUUCAUCGUCAGCCAAAAUCGCCCCAAGUCAACUCGUGUAACUCGGGUUAUUCAAGGUUAUGAAACACAUUCAUUUAAGUCAAACUUUGACUCUUGGCCAUCAGGUUCAGCGCCUUCUGCUCCUGAGGAGGGUAGAGGAAAAGUAGCAGCUCUGUUGAAGCAACAAGGUGUUGGCCUCAAAGGUCUUGCAAAAAGUGCUACAUCAACUGAGGAGGUUCCACCCUUGCUUGAAGAAAAUGGCAAAAUCGAGGUAUGGCGGAUUAAUGGCAGUGCUAAAACGCCAGUACCCAGGGAGGACAUUGGUAAAUUUUACAGUGGAGAUUGCUACAUUGUCCUUUACACCUACCAUUCUAAUGAAAAAAAAGAAGAUUACUACCUCUGUUGUUGGAUUGGCAAAGAUAGCAUUCAGGAGGACCAAAAUAUGGCUGCUCGGCUGGCUACAACAAUGUUCAACUCACUGAAAGGAAGACCAGUUCAAGGUCGUGUGUAUCAAGGAAAAGAACCACCACAAUUUGUUGCCAUCUUUCAGCCUAUGGUUGUGUUGAAGGGUGGAUUGAGCUCUGGUUACAAAAACUGCAUUGCAGACAAAGGAUUGAAUGAUGAAACCUAUAGUUCAGAUGGUGUAGCCCUCAUUCAGAUAUCGAAAACUUCGGUGCAUAACAAUAAAGCCAUUCAAGUAGAGGCGGUGGCUACCUCAUUAAAUUCCUAUGAUUGCUUUCUUCUUCAAUCUGGUUCAUCAUUAUUCACCUGGCAUGGAAACCAAAGUACUGUUGAGCAGCACAACAUAGCUGCCAAAAUUGCUGAAUUUAUGAAGCCUGGUGCCAACGUGAAGUUUGCUAAAGAGGGAACAGAGAACUCUACUUUCUGGUUUGCACUUGGAGGGAAACAAAGUUACACCAGUAAAAAUGUAUCACAAGAAAGUGUCAGAGAUCCUCACUUAUUUGCAUACUCAUUCAAUAAAGGAAAGUUUGAGAUCGAGGAAAUCUACAAUUUUUCACAAGAUGAUUUGUUGACGGAGGAUAUCUUAAUAUUAGAUACACAUGCUGAAGUGUUUGUUUGGGUUGGUCAAUCGGUGGACUCCAAGGAAAAGCAAAGUGCCUUUGAAGUUGGACAGAAAUAUGUAGAGCUGGCUGCAUCUUUAGAUGGACUAUCCCCAUGUGUUCCUUUAUACAGAGUUACAGAAGGAAAUGAACCUAGCUUCUUCACAACAUUUUUCUCAUGGGAUUCUGCAAAAGCUAAUGCUCAAGGGAACUCUUUCCAGAAGAAGAUUUUGUUAAUGUUUGGCUUCGGUGGAGGCCAUGCUGCAGAGAGUCAAGAUAAGUCGAACGGAAACCAGGGUGGGCCCACUCAGAGAGCUUCAGCCUUGGCAGCCUUGAAUUCUGCUUUCAAAUCAUCUCCAACCUCUGCUAAAUCUUCAGCAUCUCCAAAGGUACCGAGCCGGGGAUCUCAAAGAGCAGCUGCAGUUGCUGCUUUAUCUUCAGUUCUCACUGCUGAGAAAAAGGGAUCAUCCGAUGCUUCUCCUGUACGACCUGUUAGAAGCCCACCAUCUGAAGGUGGCUCACCUGGUGUAGCAAAAAGUGAAGAACCUUCUGAUGGUUUGGAGAGUAACGAAGGUUCAGAAGUUACCACCGACCCUUCUGAGCCAAUACAAGAAACAAAUGGAGAAGGUUCAGCACCACCCAAGUCAACUACAGAUGAAAACGAAUGUGCUAGUGUCGAUAGUCAGAGCACUUUCAGUUAUGAACAACUUAGGGCUAAGUCGGAGAACCCAGUUACAGGAAUCGACUUUAAGAGAAGAGAGGCGUAUCUAUCUGCUGAAGAAUUCGAGACAGUGCUCGGGAUGACAAAAGAGGCAUUCUACAAAUUACCAAAGUGGAAGCAAGACAUGAUGAAGAAGAAAGUUGAUUUGUUCUAGGAAUUGAAAUGUGGGCAAGAUAAGAUUUAUUCUUUUGAUUCUUAGUUUUUUCAUUGUGUUUGUGCUUUGAUGAUUAUAGGAGUUAGUAUGGGUUGUUUAUUAAUGCCCUCUGAGUAAAGAGUGAUUUUUUUGCCUCUCUUUUGCUGCAUCUGUCAUGUUUAAGCUGCGUCCAAUUGUUGCUUUGGGAUCGAAUUCUCUGGUAUGUAUCUGAGUUUGAGUUUGUUUGUGGUAUUUAUAUUGUUUAAAAAGACUGUAAAUGGUGAUGUAUUUGUAUUUGAGUACUCAGAUAUUAAGGGUUAAAAGAGAGAUUCUUGCUUGGUA